GUCACGUAUCUUCCUUCCCCAAUCCCCACUGUUUUGCAAUUACCUACCAAUUAUAAUUAUUUACUCGAUUCCUGAUUCUCGUCUAGUCCCUUGCUUCUCAUAAUUUUGCGAAUAAAAAUAUAAUGCCUACAAAAUAUAUAUAUAUUCACUGAUAUACGUGUUUUUGAUUGAAGCUAUUUUGUGUGAUAAUUUUUGUGAUACUAGAGUAAAUUAAAGCCGUGACAAAGAUCUAAGUUCCUUCCGUUUGUGACUAAUCGUGUCCUCAGAAGCCUAAUGUAGAAUUAUGACAUAUCAAAGGUUAUUUUUGAUAUAGAUACUUGUGCUCGAAUUUUAUAUUUGUGAUGUCCGACGGCGACCCGUCCCUUGAAGAAGACAUCCCGAAACCUUUAUUGGAGCGGCCGGAAGAAAAUGUGUUCACACCAAAGAUAGCAACGCCAAUAUUCGCUGGCAGCGUAAAGCUUCAUCACAAGCUUUCGGACUCCGCUGAAACGGAGUCGUUCUUAUCAGAUGCUCAACGGAAUGACCUCGCCUUCCAACAGCUGUUCCAAGAUGGAGAUGAGGACCUUCUCGAAAAGGAGAAGCAGGCGGAAGAGAGGAAUGCCGACUUGCACGCCAUGUCGGUGUUGAGCACCUAUCAGGACAACCUCUCGCAGGAUAUGAACACGGAUCGGGAUGGAAGCGAAGCCUCUACUAAAACAGCGGAGGACUGCGGAUGUGGCGUCCAGCCUACAUCAUUCGAUUCGGCCAACAAUAAUGGCAAACCUGCCAACCACUGCGCAAUAGUAAUGGGGGGUAUCCUCAACAACCCCUCUCUUACGUUCAACGAUGGGGUGCGUUCAGUGGACUUCGUGUUGGUCUGGGAGGCGCAUAAAGAGGACGCUACCACUCGAGAGGCGUUUGAACAGAGGAGGAUCUUCGAGCAGAACCUGGAGAAUGAAGGUCUGCAACUGGAGAGAGAGGCCCCGGAGCAUCUGCAUGGGUUGAGCUUUAUUAAGAUCCAUGCACCAUUAGCUGUACUUAGAGAUUAUAGUGAAAUAUUGAAACUUAGGAUGCCAAUGAAGGACUGCAGUAAGAUACGGAAAAGUGGGCGGACGAAUGCGAUACUGAGCGCUGCCAUGUAUAUGUCUAAGUUUUCAGUGUUAAAAGACGCACCAGAAAAGACAAACUCUUUCUUGGACAGCAUAGAUGCAUGCUGGGACAAAGUCAUGUCGAAAAUCAGGGUCGAUCCAAAAUUAUUCCCUGAAAGGAAACACCGUCUCACAGCCAUUUAUUCCAAGGAUAAGGAGUACUUAUUCGACACGACCUCCGACUGUUUCUGGACGCCAUCAAUCCGGUCCCGCAUAGUCCAAUUCAUUCUGGACCGCAAGAAGUUCUCAGAGGCCACUACAGAUGACUUUGCGUUCGGUAUCGCGAGGCUCAUUGCGAAUAAUGUGUAUAGCGCUGCUUAUCCUUUACAUGACGGCGACCUCAAGACCCCUGGAUCUAUGCGACAUUUGUUAUACACGGAAUGGGCCAGCGUGUCCAAAUGCAUCAAAUAUCAACCAUUGGAUUAUGUUAAGGAUUACUUUGGAGUUAAAAUCGGCCUAUAUUUCGCGUGGCUGGGUUUCUAUACGCACAUGCUGAUCCCUGCUUCCAUUGUUGGUCUCUGCUGUGUGAUAUAUUCCGCUGCUACUGUUUACUCUAAUACUCCGAGUGAAGACGUAUGCAACUACAACUCUACAAUAAAGAUGUGUCCUCAAUGUGAUUAUUUUUGCGAGUACUGGGAUCUGAAUGCGACGUGCUUGCAGUCACGAAUUACGUAUCUGUUCGAUAACUCCACUACUGUGUUCUUCGCUAUAUUUAUGAGCUUUUGGGCGGCAUGUUUCCUAGAGCUAUGGAAGCGUUAUUCAGCAGAGAUGACGCACCGCUGGGACCUCACCGGCUUCGACGUGUACGAGGAGCACCCGCGACCGCAGUACUUGGCGAGAUUGGCGCAUGUUAAACGGACACAGUUGAACGUGGUGACGGGAGAACGUGAACCAAUGGUACCGUUCUGGCGAAUGCGUUUACCGGCCACACUAAUGUCGUUCAGUGUGGUCUGUCUCCUGGUACUGUUGGCUCUGGCCACAGUACUGGGCGUGGUGUUAUACCGUAUGUCUUUGCUCGGCGCGGCCAUCUUGCGACAGAACGAUAAUGCUCUAAUUACAUAUAACCCGAUCAUGUUUACGACGGCUACAGCGGCGUGUAUCAAUCUCGUGUUUAUAUGUAUUUUUAAUUAUAUAUAUCAAUUCCUAGCAGAAUGGCUAACAGAAAAAGAGCUCCUACGAACACAAACAGAAUUUGACGAUUCGUUAACACUAAAGAUAUAUUUACUGCAAUUCGUCAACUAUUACGCGUCGAUAUUUUACAUUGCAUUCUUCAAAGGCAAGUUUGUAGGACGUCCAGGGGAUUACAUACGGUUGUUUGGGCACAGGCAGGAGGAGUGCUCGCCCGGAGGCUGUUUCCUAGAACUUUCCAUCCAGCUAGCGAUCAUAAUGGUCGGGAAGCAGUUCAUCAACACCAUAGUAGAGAUGAUGAUGCCCUACCUGCUGAAGUGGUGGAACGUGUUACGAACUAUUGGCAGGAAAAACAAGAUUAAAAGCCGGUUGCAGUGGGUGAAAGAUUUCAAAUUGGUAGAUUUCGGCAAUAUGGGUCUCUUUCCGGAGUAUUUGGAAAUGGUGUUACAGUACGGUUUCGUAACAAUAUUCGUGGCUGCCUUUCCCCUGGCCCCGCUAUUCGCGCUCAUCAACAACGUGCUAGAGAUGCGCUUGGACGCAACCAAGUUCCUGUCGUGCUACCGCCGGCCCGUUCCGCAGAGGGUCAACGAUAUUGGUGUGUGGUACCGCAUACUGGACUCGAUUGGGAAGCUCAGCAUCAUCACCAACGGCUUCAUAAUAGCGUUCACAUCGGACUUCAUCCCGCGUCUAGUAUACCACUAUACUACGGGUUCGCUCCGACAAUACGUGAACCACACGCUGACGGACUUCAACGUGACCGUGUUGGAGCACCCGCCCAUGGGGUCCACGUACAAUGAGUCUAUGUGCAGUUACCCUGGAUAUUGGCACUACAAGGAGGGCGAUGAUUACGAACACUCCAACUGGUACUGGCAUGUGAUGGGAGCUAGAUUGGCGUUCGUCGUUGUUUUUGAGAAUGUAGUAGCCCUCGUAAUGAUAGUAGUCCGCUGGGCGAUACCGGACAUGUCCGGCGAGUUACGCGACCGGAUCCGGCGCGAGGCUUACGUCAUCAACAGCUUCAUUAUGGAAGAGACACGAGCGAGGUCCAUCGCAUCCCGGACCCCACGGGACGAGCGGGGCCCCGAGGGACCCACGUUGAGGACGAUGGGGCCCCUAGGGACCCCAGGGCCCGCGCAAGGUGACACAGAAGAUACACACUGGAAUCACAUAGCCACGCUAUCUGGUUCGGAUUUUGACUUGGCAGCGCACGGCGAACAUCAGGACAUUCGGGACUUGGCCAAACAUGUCAUUCAACCGAACACUGAGACCGGGAGAUCCACACACGUGUGAGGGACAUGUAUUGACACGUUUUGACAUGUCUUGAUGUGUCAGACGUGUUGAGAUGUGGAAAUUGUUGGUAAUUUUAGGUGGUACGUGUGGUGUGUGAGACGUGGUACGACGCGUCAACACGCGUGUGACCACGUGAUUGCAUGUCCUGAAAUGUUAUGAGUCCCUGGCACUGACUGUUAUAUUAGCACACGGUCAAUAAACGUUAUAGACCAUAAGUGGUACUUAUAAUUUUUAUUCUGAGAAAGUUAUAAAGAAUCAAUAAAUGUUAUUUGACAUGUUUAAUGGCCUUGCAUAUAUUUCAAGUAGGUAUUACGAAGAUUUUUGAAAAGUAAGAAUUACUUUAUCGUGUAAGCUAGCAACCACAUAAAAGUUUUUGGGCUGUCUUGUGCCCACUUUGAAAAUAAUUCGAUUUUGAAUAAUUAAUUUCAUUAGUGUUUUUCAUCACAUUUUAAAGCAUUGGAAUUACGAGGUAGA
Messenger RNA from Colias croceus (clouded yellow), 4016 nucleotides. Its product is annotated as anoctamin-1-like. The coding region runs from base 342 to 3542 and encodes 1066 amino acids. The record is from RefSeq and is a predicted model, not a curated record. Gene Ontology annotation, molecular function: protein dimerization activity; chloride channel activity. Gene Ontology annotation, cellular component: plasma membrane. NCBI's taxonomy places the organism in Eukaryota, Metazoa, Arthropoda, Insecta, Lepidoptera, Pieridae. Gene Ontology annotation, biological process: chloride transmembrane transport. The transcript has 21 exons.